Molecule: messenger RNA, 715 nt
Organism: Mandrillus leucophaeus (drill)
Lineage: Eukaryota; Metazoa; Chordata; Mammalia; Primates; Cercopithecidae
Product: phosphoserine phosphatase-like
Exons: 5
Coding region: 194-715 (173 amino acids)
Biological process (GO): dephosphorylation; L-serine biosynthetic process
Cellular component (GO): cytoplasm
Molecular function (GO): magnesium ion binding; L-phosphoserine phosphatase activity
Source: RefSeq, a predicted model, not a curated record
GGGUCUUCCAGGAGCGCGCAUUCGCGGGCGGGUGGCCACAGGCUGCCAGACUGGCAUCAGCUGAACUUGCCGAUCAUUGUCCGUGGGCUUUUGCCCGGCCGCCUCCGCCCAUAAGCUACUAGGAGGAGCUUUACCACUUCCCGGCCUGCUGGAAGUGCCGGGCACGAUCGCGAGGUAGCGCAGAAGCUCCUCAAUGGCCAGCGCCAGCUGCAGCCCUGGCGGCGCAUUGGCCUCACCUGAGCCUGGGAGGAAAAUUCUUCCAAGGAUGAUCUCCCACUCAGAGCUAAGGAAGCUUUCCUACUCAGCAAAUGCUGUAUGUUUUGAUGUUGACAGCAUGGUCAUCAGAGAAGAAGGAAUUGGUGAGCUAGCCAAAAUCUGUGGUGUAGAAGAUGUGGUGUCAGAAAUGACAUGGCGAGCCAUGGGCGGGGCAGUGCCUUUCAAAUCUGCUCUCACGGAGCGCUUAGCCCUCAUCCAGCCCUCCAGGGAGCAGGUGCAGAGACUCAUAGCAGAGCACCCCCCACACCUGACCCCCGGCAUAAGGGAACUGGUAAGUCGCCUACAGGAGCGAAAUGUUCAGCUUUUCCUAAUAUCUGGUGGCUUUAGGAGUAUUGUAGAGCAUGUUGCUUCAAAGCUCAAUAUCCCAGGAACCAAUGUAUUUGCCAAUAGGCUGAAAUUCUAUAUUAAGAUGUUAAUUGUAACAUGUUCCCUUUCUUAG